This is a messenger RNA of Musa acuminata AAA Group (dessert banana), 1814 nucleotides long. RefSeq lists its product as uncharacterized. The coding region runs from base 403 to 1035 and encodes 210 amino acids. Lineage: Eukaryota; Viridiplantae; Streptophyta; Magnoliopsida; Zingiberales; Musaceae. The record is from RefSeq and is a predicted model, not a curated record. The transcript has 3 exons.
GAGCUCUCCUUUGAGCUUUGCAUCUUUGUUGAAGUCGUCAACAGGAAUUAACUAUUUUGGUCCUGCACACGAAGAUUAAAAGAAAGAACAUAGUGGGGAUGUCAUUUUCUUUGAUGGCUGGAGUGCUUGCAUUCUUCCUAUCAAAGUCAUUGCUUGAUUGCAACCCCUGCCGGCCUUUGCUGCUAUCAGAUUCAAAGCUGUCUCUUUGCCCGGCAAAUUAUUCACCUGUCUAUGUCCCACCUGUUUCUUCCCUCACACAAUGCCAAUUCGAUCUCUUCUCGUGCUCCACAGAAGAGUGGAGAGAAAAGAAACAAGAGGAAGAACAAGAUCAUCCAAGUCCUACUAUUCCUGCAUCUACCACAGGUGCAGCUCACUCAGGACCUUUAACAGCAUCUUAGGAUCAUGAGGGCGCUGUCACCGGAGGCUUUAAGAGCUCCUUCGUGCUUUCUAAUAAGGCAGUGCAACUCCAAAGCAUUCGAAUGGAAGAAAGUGACGUCCAUCUAUGCUUCCCAGCUUCUCCUUGCUAUAGAAGCAUCGAGGAAUCUGAAAUUUGUGGUGCAGAAAUGGAUUCGUACACGACAAGAUCAGUGCAAGGAUAUUGGAGUCAUUUUAGGUGGAGAAAAAUAUGCUACUGCUUCAUUCACCUUCCUACCUCUUUCCUCCUCCCUUCUUUACGCUGCAAUUAAACUUCCGACAUCCUUCUGCAUCUUACUGCGCCCAGCUGCCAUUAUAAGAGUGAUCAGAGGGACAGGGGAAGAGGAAACAGCAGCUCGGAAUGAGGUUGGUUGUGUGUGGGCAGCAGAAGGAGAAUUCCAAAGGGAUCGCAUUGAUCUCUGUCUGCUGAACAGUUUUGAGCGGUCAUGCGAUUCCUCUGGAAUUUCCCAUCUGUUGCUGAAUGUUCCUCCCUCUCUACUCGGCUUGGAAAGCUCAUCGUCCAGGCUCGAGUGGCGAUUCCUCGACAUGAUCUUUACUGAGUUCUUCCCGAAGCAAGAAAACGUCCAUGAUCCUAUCGAAGAGACAGAUCGAUUUAAAUGACAUGUGAAAACGAAUCGUGUAACUCGAGGAAGAAAGAUCAGAGAAAACUAACCAACUUCUUCUUCUUCUUCUUCUUCUUCUUAUCUGGUAUCCAUCAGCUUCUGCUGUAGAGAAUUUAAUGAUGAACAAAAGUGGACUCAAGAUUGUUUUAGGCAAUUUCUAUAUGAGCAGCCAAAAAUGGCACUGAAGAAGCAAAGCUGAAGCGAUCUGUAGAAUGAAGCAGAAGCUUCGUCGAACCAGUCUGCAUGCAGGUGUUGUUCUAUUAAGAGCUCCACUUCUUUAAUGACCUUAACUGGCUUCAAACUAUCAUUGAACAUAUGGUGUGGUAGCAUUGAGACUCCAGUUCAAGAUACAAAGAAGAUUCAGAAGAGGAGCUACGUUCCGCUGCAUCUUAAUUUGCCGAAACCCUUUUCCCGAUCCUUCACACGGCCAUGGAUGGCCGUGAAGGUAUGAUGAGUUCGUUGAGGGGUUUGUCUUUGAGUGUAGGACAAGUAGGGGAGGGUGUCAUAUAUCCAUAGGCUGGGCCGAACCCUACUGCGGUGGUCCUUUGUCUCCCACAGCUGAAUUGAGUGUGGCCGGUCUCAUCGAUGGGAAGCCUUUUGGGACCACCAUGAUUGAUGCAGGAUGAUCCUCCAAGUCAUUCCAUGGCUUGCUGCUGGUGGAAGCACGGUCGCUGCACAACAAGUCAGACACGAGAGAAUCUAGUCAUGAUUGGAGUCAUAGAAAUACUCUCUUCUUUAAUUAGUUUAUAUCAGUUUAUCAAAGAAAAGUUGAUGAUA